Neoarius graeffei (lesser salmon catfish) is the source of this 768-nucleotide messenger RNA. It is a transcript of the gene fndc4b, whose product is annotated as fibronectin type III domain containing 4b. Gene Ontology annotation, molecular function: protein binding. The record is from RefSeq and is a predicted model, not a curated record. NCBI's taxonomy places the organism in Eukaryota, Metazoa, Chordata, Actinopteri, Siluriformes, Ariidae. Bases 1 to 768 code for a protein of 255 amino acids. The transcript is spliced from 7 exons.
AUGGCCUUCAAUGUCAGCGAUGCCGUCAAGAACCAAGAGAGUCUUGUUGAUGUCGGGGGAACCAAAUUAAAGAACACAUGGGAGCUGACUGCAAAAGAAUUAGCGAAGAUCGAGGUGGUCUGGAAUGGUUUCUUAAGGAAGAUGGUGAAAGGUGGAUAUAAGCGACAAAGUGAUGAGGAUGUGGAUCGUCCUGCUGCUCCUGUCAAUGUCUCUGUCACUCACCUGAGAGCAAACUCAGCCACCAUAUCCUGGAACGUCCCAGAGGGGGAGGCUGUAAUUGGCUACGCCAUCUCCCAGCAGAGACAAGAUGGCCUCAUGCAGCGGUUCAUCAGGGAAAUUAACACCACCAGUCGUGCUUGUGUGCUAUGGGACCUAGAUGAAAACACAGAUUAUAUUAUUCAGGUCCAGUCUAUCGGGUUGCAUGGGGAGAGCCAAACCAGCAAGAGGGUUCAUUUUCGAACCCUUGAAAAAUCAGACCACUUCCAGUCUAACAUGGUGGCUCAAGGUGACCCCUCAGUAGAAGGUCUUGAUAUUUCCAGGCACCUUCAGACUGGAGAGAUGUUAAUCAUUACGACUGUGCUCCUAAUGUGGGCAGCGGUGAUUGCUCUCUUCUGUAGGCAGUACGAGAUCAUCAAAGACAAUGACUCAAACAACCACAGUAAGGAGAAGACCAAACCCCUCUCUGUGCACAGUACUCCAGAUUACCAUAAUGGAGGGCUUCUCGGGAACAAGAGGACACCAUCAGCAGUUAGCAUCAUUAAGGUCUGA